GUUGACUUGGCAAAAGUGCGUGGCACGCGAAUAUACGUAUCAUGGCAUCAGCAACUUGGUGCAUUAAUUUACGCGUUCCGUAGCCGAGCGCAGUGCAGUUUCGAUCAAACCUUUAAACGAUCAACACCGAGAAGAAGAAUAAUAAUAAUAACAAUGGCACAAUUGGCGACGUUCGCGAUGGCUGUUUUCUUAAUCAGCCAUGUUGCAGCCGACAUCAUAGUGCAGCCUGGAUACGAGCAACAACACGUAGCCACGCAACCCCCGAACCUUCGGCAUUCGGUUCAACAGGAUAAUCAACGAGAUGAGCAACAAGAUCGUCAACAACGAGAGGAAUACGUUGAUUCUGGUUAUCAUUUGGAGCUUCAUCCGGUGUAUGGAAAUUCGUAUCAUAUUCCCAGCUACGCGGUGCUGCCGAUGUAUCGACAGCCAGGAACGAUACCAUCGAUGUCGAAGGCUGCUUACAAACGAUUGCUCUCCUCGAUGGGCGAAGGUGCCGAAGUACCUUCGAUCGUCCCGCCUCAAUACUACCAAUACCUUCCUCAGGCAGUACACAGUAGACGCAAAAGGUCCAACGGCGAGAAGCUCGAUGGUGCAGGACAGGGGAGUGAACAUGAUGAAAAUGAUGUGGCCGCGAAGCCGUCCCUAAACGACGACGCGAUGUCGGUGGUCGAUUUGCAAAAUCAAGACGAGAAGCGCGUGAAAGCUCGUCACAGCGUGACUCUGCUGGGAUUGAAGCCGUCCAACAUGCGCCCCGUGCACCAGCAGUACCGCACCUACGAUCCCCAGCAAAUGACGGCGAGUCAACAAACGUUGUCCCAAGUGAAUCCUCAAGAAACGGCGCAGCAGCAACAACAAGCCAUCCCCUCGCAAACCGCGAAUCCUGAUACCGAGAACGUUCAACGCUCGAUAUUUUUGCAAGAUCACGUCUCCUCCCAGCAACCGCAACAAUUUAGGCUCGAGCAGAGAAAGUUGCCCGAUCUGAGGCCGCUCUCUGCCGUCGGUCAAUCGUCCCCAAUCGUGGCGAAAUCGGACGCGGCCCGAACCUCCAUGAUACCGAAACACGCGGCGGGUAACAACGAGGAGAUAGUGGGCACGAAAUUGGGGGAUAUCUACAAGAUAAAAGUGGUGCAGAACCUGCAUCAACACGGGCGUGGAAGAACGACGGAGAGUGCGGCGAAGGAAGAUGCGAACGUGAAUUUCAUUAAUCCGGGAAACCAUAAGGGAGUUAAUGGUAAUUUAGCAACGGUGGAAAGUGGUGUGGAGCAACCCGUGCAAACUGGCGCGGAGCAACUCGUGCAAGUUUAUCAACUUCCGGACGAGGUCGGGACAAACUAUUUACAAAAUCCUCAAUACAUCGUUCUGCCUCAAACUUAUCCCCUUAACUACGUGGCUAAUUACGUGGACAAUUACGCGUCGACCGUGUAUCCGUACACGCCUCUCUAUUCGCCGUACAAAAUUUGUUUCGAAAGUCCCGAUAACCUGCAGCCUAUCGCGUAUCAGUUAGUUUAAGUCAGCCGUGUCUCGAUUUUGCAAAUCGAAUCAUCGUUGAUAGUUCAAUCGAUUGUAUUUACUAAUGCGGACAAAGAGUUCGUAAAAUUUGUUUUUUCUUCUUUGACAAUUGUCUCGUCGUUGAAACACACGUUACGAACUUUUCGUCGACGGUAGUAUUCUAUAAGAUAGUAUUUUAUAUUUUUCUACAAAUAUCGUAUCUGUAA
Apis florea (little honeybee) is the source of this 1715-nucleotide messenger RNA. RefSeq lists its product as uncharacterized. The record is from RefSeq and is a predicted model, not a curated record. Lineage: Eukaryota; Metazoa; Arthropoda; Insecta; Hymenoptera; Apidae.